AUGGCGGAGCACGAACUCUUCAACACCGAAUACGACGCCUACGACGAGCUCGCAGACGAAGAUAUCAAGUCGCCUAAAAAGGCUAAGAAGGAGACCAAGAGGAACGCUGCGGGCUGCGUCAAACACUGGGUCGCUUGGCGUCGAAAGCUUGAAACCACCUUGCUCGGCGCUCCCACCGUUGACGGGAACGGCAAGAAGCUCAUCAAGAGGGAUAUUGUCAAGGACGACGACACCAAGUAG
Pseudozyma hubeiensis SY62 is the source of this 240-nucleotide messenger RNA. RefSeq lists its product as hypothetical. The coding region runs from base 1 to 240 and encodes 79 amino acids. The record is from RefSeq and is a predicted model, not a curated record. Lineage: Eukaryota; Fungi; Basidiomycota; Ustilaginomycetes; Ustilaginales; Ustilaginaceae. The transcript is spliced from 2 exons.